Messenger RNA from Linum trigynum, 294 nucleotides. The record is from the annotation of a GenBank genome assembly. NCBI's taxonomy places the organism in Eukaryota, Viridiplantae, Streptophyta, Magnoliopsida, Malpighiales, Linaceae.
AUGGAAUCACAAGAUGAUCUCAAUAGUUUGAUUCAUCAUAAAGAGCGCAAGGCUCCUAUAAGGAUCCUAGAAUUAAGGUUUGAUACCCCGUUCUGUGAGCUUAGAUCCCGAAAUGGGGCGAGCUCCGAACUCAAAUCCCGCAAUGGGGCGAGUUCAACUCUGUUUGGUGGUGGUACCCAGGCGCCGGAAAAUUGUGUCCGACGCAGACCGGAGCCGGAGCCGUGGACUCUAGUUGAUAUCCGAGCGGUCCUUUGCCCGAAACGUACGCUGCUAGGAAAGUUUACCAGCAAGUGA